Molecule: messenger RNA, 2053 nt
Organism: Girardinichthys multiradiatus
Lineage: Eukaryota; Metazoa; Chordata; Actinopteri; Cyprinodontiformes; Goodeidae
Gene: dmrt2b
Product: doublesex and mab-3 related transcription factor 2b
Exons: 4
Coding region: 202-1803 (533 amino acids)
Biological process (GO): regulation of transcription by RNA polymerase II; sex differentiation
Cellular component (GO): nucleus
Molecular function (GO): RNA polymerase II cis-regulatory region sequence-specific DNA binding; DNA-binding transcription factor activity, RNA polymerase II-specific
Source: RefSeq, a predicted model, not a curated record
AGGGGUCCCUUAGCGGCCGCUUAGUUUGCUUACGCCUUGGCCCAGCUAUGUGCAAGUGGAUAAAAAAAAGAAAAAAAAAAGACGUGCAACCAACUCCGGUCUACCUGCUUUAAAUAAACUCCUAUGUGAAACAUUGGCUUCGUAUUAAUUGUGGCCUUGAGUUGAGAUGUGCUAGCAGAGAUCCUAGGUUCCCUUUGAAAGAUGAGAACAGUUUUGAAGGUGGGCAGGGCAGCGCAGGUAGAGGGCUUUUAUAAGACUUGUUCUUCCUGUGAGUGUGGUUAUUCCCUAAUUUUCUGUAGGUGGGUUCCGCGCCAGGAGCUCGGCAUUGCGGCCGAGCUUCUUCUUGGAAAAGGGCGUCAAAGAGCAGCUGAGACAGGCUCAACAUUUGACUGCUACGUUUCCGCUCUGAAACUGCUGCAACGAGCUGGUGCGGGACAUCUUUCCACAUUUAACCAGAUGUCCGUACAACUGGAAGGAGCCCUGCAGCAGAGGAGAACAGCAAAAAGUGAAGCCCUACAAUCUGAGGAAGUUUUUGACGUGACCACCUCUGACGGAGGCGCCGGUGAGCGCCGCAGCCCCGGGGACGAAGGAGAGCCCAAAACAGUGGCUCCUCCAGAGUCUCAGGCGGGCUGCGAGCAGAAAGCUCAGCGCAAGAUGACCCGCAGCCCCAAAUGCGCCCGCUGUCGCAACCACGGCGUCGUAUCGUGCUUGAAAGGCCACAAACGCUUCUGCCGCUGGAGGGACUGCCGGUGCUCCUGCUGCCUGCUGGUGGUGGAGCGGCAGCGCGUCAUGGCAGCGCAGGUUGCGCUAAGAAGGCAGCAGGCUGCGGAGGUCAGAAGAUCGCAUGGACAGGGUAAAAAGGGGGUCAAGUGCUCAGCUCCGUUGAGGAGAACAGCAUAUCAUUGUUUUACCAGAGCAGUUGACUCAUGCAUUGUGACUAAGAGCCACCCGCAGGGGUCAAAACCUCUAACGCCGCCAGAGGACGGUGUGUCCAGUUGGUUGAAGCAGCAUCACCAAACUCACUUUCACUGCCCCUCCAUCACCGCCCGCAUGAGGAAGAGACGAGCCUUUGCAGACAAAGAGCUGGAGAACAUGAUGCUGCAGCGCGGGUUUGGACAGAGAGAGCUGCAGAGCGAAGUUUCUUUCUCUCCGUCCGCUCUCAUACCCAUACUUCAUCCUCCAACUCUUCCCGUCUCCCCAUACCUCCGCUGCUGCUCCCCCAACGAGGACUCUUCCUCUGCAGGGACAUCCAGCUGUGUGCCUGUAUAUAAAUGUAAGCAGCUCUGUGACUGUGGCCUCCAGUUUUAUGACUUCUUCCACCUUAAGAGUAGGUGCUCCACAGGAGGUGACUGUAAUGGCUUUUUGUUAAGUCCAAGCUCAGUGCGGCCCGGAGAGGAUAAGGAGGCGCAGAUUGGUUGGAGAGACUGUGGGAAGAGAAACAAGCCAGAGCUAACACCCCCACCAUCACAGAAAAGACUCAAAACUGAUGUUAACACUGUGCCAUGUGUUUGCUUUGUCAAACCUACAUUAAAACAAACAGAAACAACCGACUUUGAUGACUUUUCAACAGCCAGACUCUCGACUUUUGGAUCAGAUCUGCCUGUUCUAAGUGAGAGAGAUGUCCCGGCACACAGCAAGACUUUUGAUGCCAGACUUUUAGCAGGAAGAGGCUGGAAUGCAGACACUGGUCCCACCAAGGCAGGUCCUCUUACAGACUUUUAUGAGGGCUCUCAUCAUGACUCGGUGAGGACUCCUACCGUGAGGCCGUUGCCUUUUUCUGUAGAAGCUCUGCUGAGAGCCUGACAGGCAAAGUGCACUUAGUUAUAUGUCAACUUAGAUUUAAAGCUAUAAAUAUAAUAACAGCAACACACUUGCAUUAUUUAAAUUUUCAUAAAAAUAUUUUUGUAAUUUUUCAAAUAUUACAUAAAGCUUAACACUGACAGAUAAAUAUUUUUCAUUACUCUAUUUUCAUGUAAAAGACUGCUUUGGAUGCAGUGCAUAAGAUGUGUUUCUUUAUCCUCCUUUUCAGUGCAAUAAAAACCUUUUAAAUCCA